CAGGCAUGCAAGGCAAGCGCUCUACCACUGAGCCACCUUCCCAGCCCCUGGAGCUCAUUUCUAUAACUACUGUUUUAUGUGAUCAGAGGCACGGACGCCUUGCACCUUUGUGAGCCUCCCCUAACGUUUUUGAAGUCUCAUUCUACCAGGCUCCAACAUCCAUACCAUGUUCAUUUCACCAUGUUCUCUUUCCAUGUUCCUUCCUGAGCAGAGCUGAAGAUGUGGAACAGAGACACGUGUAGAAGUCUUUCAAGAAUCGAAGUUAACAUCUCAAGGCCCCUCCGGGACCCUGUGAGCCAGAAGUGAGUCAGCACUCUCCAGUACGGCUGUGCCAUGGACCCUGAGGUCAGCAAUGCUGCAGGCUUCGGGAGUGAGCGCAUCACAAGCCUUCUGGUGUUUGGCUUCCUCCAAAGCUCCUCGGAUAAGUUCCGGCAGGAGCUUGACACGUUGGGCCAUGAGCUGUUUGACGGGGCUUCCCCGCAGCCGUUCUGUGCUGACGACGAGCUGCAGACGGACGGCCUCCGGGUCAGCCGCUCCUACGGGAGAAUAGAGGCAGAUUCUGAAAGUCAGGAUGAAGUCAUCCGGAGCAUCGCCAGGCACCUGGCCCAAGCCGGGGACGAGAUGGAGCACCGCAUCCGCAUCCACCCGGGGCUGGUGAGCAGUCUGGCCUCGAAGUUCAGGGACCGGAGCCUGAGGGAGGAGGACAGAAGGAGCUGCCUGGCUUCUGCCCUGAAGGAGGUGGGCCAGGCCUACCCAAAAGACAUGGAGACGGAGAAGGCCACCCUCAUAAUGGCAAUGCUGUUGGCCAGAAAAGUGGUCACCCUCACACCAUCCUUGUGCCGUGAUGUCUUCUGCACAACAGUGAACUUUAUUAACCAGAACCUCCUCAUCUACGUGAGGAACUUAGUCCGAAAUGAGGUAGACUGACGGCAUCCCACAGAAGCAGGACUGGCUGAAACUGCACAGAGACAGAGCACAGCUACUGCCAUCGGAGGAACAGCUGUGGCCACGUCACCGGACAGCCCGAGAGGACAAGCCCUGGACAGGAGUCACUGCCCUGGCUGUCAGGCUGAUGUUUUGGGCUGGCGACCCAUUUAGCCAUUUCUGCACUGUGAUGCUCACAGUAACAGCUGGCGGGGCCCGCGCCGAGACAGUGCCCAGAUCUACAGCCUUGUGCCUUCUCAGCUGCACAGGUUCUCGCUGGAGAAUUAAAUGAGAAAGCAGGCUGUAAGGCAGAGGGAAAAAAGCCACAAUUUUUGUUUAAAAAAGUUACUGUUUAAUCAUUAAAGUACAAUGGGGCACGGUCUUAGAGCAGUCACCUGUCUGGGGAGGGCAGGGCUUGGAGAAGUGCUGGACCCUACAGGUGAAGAAUUCCGCUCAGUAGGGAACCUCCUCAUCCCCGAGGUAAAACCCACGGGGCACAGAGGUUCAGAUCACGGGGACUGACCCCACACAGGGGCCUAGCUGUUUCACUUGCCUUUGGAGCGGGUUAAAGGUGCAGGUGAGGCCAGGCCGUGUCAGCCACAGCUCCACGGGGGUGGCCAAGCACGUGUUUUCUCUUCAAGGCGUUCAUAAAAAUUCUAAGCCGAUGGAGAGCCAGAAGCUACUGCGGAUGUCCUAUAUUAGCCUUUUCUUUUCGAUUGUACCUCACGCCUGGAAGCUAAAUUGGGAAGGUACAAAGGUGAAAGCGCAGUUCAGCAGCUGAGGCUGGCUGCAGCCGGGUGGUAGAUAUAGCCGCCCCACGUGUGCAACAUGCCCGGAGUCCUGUCAGCAGCAGCUGAAGAGGGCACACAGGCGGAGGCGGCCACAGCCAACUCACUUCAGAGAGGACCAAGGUAACAAGGGAAGGCGUCCGGCCAGAGACACCCACUGGCCUCUGUCCCCAUUGGAAGUUAGAACUCAGGCCACGCGUCACUUCUGACAGCGGUGAUUUGGGGGGGGGGGGGGGGGCGGGGAGCAGGUGAGGAGUAAUGAAGUACUAAGAAACAACAACUGUUACCAAGCCCGGUCUCUGCUCAAGAGCAUAAAUUCA
Molecule: messenger RNA, 2032 nt
Organism: Dipodomys spectabilis (banner-tailed kangaroo rat)
Lineage: Eukaryota; Metazoa; Chordata; Mammalia; Rodentia; Heteromyidae
Gene: Bid
Product: BH3 interacting domain death agonist
Exons: 7
Coding region: 334-927 (197 amino acids)
Biological process (GO): apoptotic mitochondrial changes; positive regulation of release of cytochrome c from mitochondria; positive regulation of extrinsic apoptotic signaling pathway
Cellular component (GO): cytoplasm; mitochondrion; cytosol
Source: RefSeq, a predicted model, not a curated record